AUGGCAGCACAUUUCUGGAGUCUAGCAUGGCUACUUUCUUUCCUUACUUAUGCUCACUGCGAUCUCUAUCAAGUGAAUGACCAGAUUGGAGUCGGGCGUCGCUUUGACGGUAUUGGUGGCUUGAGCGGCGGCUCCGCAACAUCGAAGCUGCUUAUUGCAUAUCCUGACCAACAGAGAAAUGAAAUCUUAGACUAUUUAUUUAAACCCAAAUUUGGAGCAUCGCUGCAGAUACUGAAAGUGGAGAUUGGUGGAGAUGCUCAAGCUUCAGAUGCAACGGAGGCAUCUCACAUGCAUGUGGAAUGGGAAGAGAACUACCAGAGAGGAUAUGAGUGGUGGUUGAUGAAGGAAGCCAAGAAGCGCAACCCAAAUAUCCAGUUGUAUGGGCUCCCUUGGGCAUUUCCAGGGUGGCUUGGUCAUGGGACUCAGAACCCAUAUUAUGACAGACAGAAAUUGGCAAACUACAUUUACAAGUGGAUCUGGGGGGCAAAGGUUUAUCACAACCUCACAAUAGACUACAUCGGGAUCUGGAAUGAACAAAAUUGUGACUUACAGUAUAUCAUGGUUCUACGAGACAUACUGGAUAGAAAUGGCUUUAUGAACACAAAAAUUGUGGCUACAGAUUCCUGGUGGUCUGCUAUAUCAGAUAUUGAAUUAUAUGCUGAAGUGACUGCUGCAGUUGAUGCUUUAGGGGUACACUAUCCUGGUGUGUUGUCUCCAGAUUCAGCCAUCAACUCAGGAAAGCAGUUGUGGUCUUCGGAAGAUUAUAGUUCAUUCAAUGAUGAAGUUGGUGGAGGUUGCUGGGCCAGAAUUCUUAACCAGAAUUAUGUGAAAGGUCUAAUGACAAGCACCAUUGCAUGGAAUUUGAUUGACAGUUUCUACCAGGCUCUUCCCUGGGAUAGAGAUUCUCUGAUGACAGCCAGAGAGCCCGUGGAGUGGCAACUAUAUUCUCAUACAACACAGUUGUCAGAGAUUGGCUGGAGGUACUUGCCACAUGACCAUGGCGUAGGGAUGCUGAAUCAGGGGGGCAGCUAUGUGACUCUAGUCAGCCCUGAUUUGAGUCAUCUCACUAUUGUUAUUGAAGCAAUGAGCCAUAACCACUCCUUGUGCAUUCGACCUAAACUUCCAUGGUACACUGUGACGACACAAAAUGUCACCUUUGUCUUGACAGGAAGUUUUAGCAAAAUAAGCCAGCUGUUUAUAUGGCAGAGUACACUAACGUUUAAUGGAACCACGCCUACAUACUUCAAAAGUCUUGGAACUGUACCGGUCAUAAAUGGACAAGUCACCAUUAUUAUACAGCCAGACCAAAUAAUCUCUUUGACAACCCUUAAUGAUGCCACACAUGGAGAGUAUCUCCAGCCGCCUCCUUCUGCUCCAUUUCCUUUGCCAUUCAUUGAAAACUUUGAAGAUUAUCCAGUAUCAUCUGAGCCAUACACUAUGGCCCCACAGCAAGGAUCUUAUGAUGUGGUUGAUGUUGGUGGUGAACAUGGGAAGGUGAUGAGACAGAUGGUCCUGCAGACACCCAUUGCUUGGUGUAGUGGCACCCUUAAUUAUAAUGGCACUCUGAAUGUUGUGGGCAGCUUUAACUGGACCGAUAUUACAAUUUCUACUGAUAUCUUGCUUGGAGGCGUUAAUGCAUCUGAUGGUGCUUUUAUUGGAGUCAGAAUUAACAAUGGAGGAUGCACCACAUAUGCAGCUAUGGGAUUAUUUUUCUUCACCUACCCUAAUGAUGGCCGCUUCUCACUUACAAGUGACGUCUUGGGGAAAAAUGUGAUUGUAUCAGGACGAGAAAGCGGAGUUAUAGUACCUGGCUGGAAUACAUUGACACUCUCUGUUAAGGGCACAGUGGCAACUGGGAUUUGCAAUGGAGUGGAGCUGUUUUCAGUGCUUGUCCCAAGUUUCCCUGCCAAUGGCUUUGCUGGUGUUGGCACUGAUAUUUAUGGAUAUGCAGACUUUGACAACAUCCAAAUUACCAAUGCUGCGGAUCCAUCUGCGAGCAAAAAGAAGAGCAAGGCUCUAUACUUUCAGAAGGAAAGCCAUGACGUAUCUGCUUAA
Molecule: messenger RNA, 2055 nt
Organism: Candidula unifasciata
Lineage: Eukaryota; Metazoa; Mollusca; Gastropoda; Stylommatophora; Geomitridae
Source: the annotation of a GenBank genome assembly